AUGGCGAUCAUUUCUUCCACACUCGGAUUCUUGUGUCAGACAGAGGUACUGGCACUGCUACUAAUAGGAGGGCUGACUUUCUUACUUUAUAAGAAACGGAAUGGUUCAGACUCUAAGACAGCCAAGAAUCAGCCCCCCACCUCCUCAAGUCCCGCCACAUGGGACGUGUCGCCCUAUAGCGAGGAGGACGAUACCGCCUCCGGAGGAACGUUAGCACACGAUUUCGAGCAAGAUGUGGCGCACAUUCCAUUCAGAAUGGAACGCCGUUCGCACGAGGAAAUGGUUGAGCGUUCUGAAGCAUUUUACACUCAAAUGAACGCUCGUCGUAGUUGCAGAUUUUUCAGAGACGAGACGGUACCACUGGAAGUCAUUCAAAACGCCAUUAGGACUGCAGGCACAGCGCCCAGCGGAGCGCACACGGAGCCGUGGACCUACGUGGUGAUCUCCAAUUCGGGCUUGAAGUCGCAGAUAAGGGAGAUAAUCGAGCAGGAAGAGGAAAUCAACUACCGGAAGCGGAUGGGCGUUAAAUGGGUUCAAGAUCUGAGUAAAAUAAAGACGACGUGGGUGAAGCCUUACCUGGAGAUCGCCCCUUAUAUCGUGAUCGUGUUUAAACAAGCUUACGGUCUGUUACCGAACGGCGAGAAAAAAGUCCAUUAUUAUAACGAACAGAGCGUGAGCAUAUCCGUGGGUGUUCUCCUGGCUGCUUUACAGAAUGCUGGACUUGCCACGGUGACGUCAACGCCUCUGAACGCCGGGCCAGCUCUAAGAGACCUCCUCAAGCGACCAAUCAACGAGAAAGUCGUAAUCCUUCUUCCCGUUGGGUAUCCCGCAGAGGACGCUACGGUGCCCGAUUUUAAGCGAAAGCCUCUCGACGAGAUUAUGGUUCACUUUGCUUGACAACAUUUUGUCAUUCUUGUACUUUAUUCUGAAACCAC
Molecule: messenger RNA, 935 nt
Organism: Liolophura sinensis
Lineage: Eukaryota; Metazoa; Mollusca; Polyplacophora; Chitonida; Chitonidae
Product: iodotyrosine deiodinase-like
Exons: 3
Coding region: 1-897 (298 amino acids)
Cellular component (GO): plasma membrane
Molecular function (GO): oxidoreductase activity
Source: RefSeq, a predicted model, not a curated record